This is a messenger RNA of Haliotis rubra (blacklip abalone), 3682 nucleotides long. Its product is annotated as acylamino-acid-releasing enzyme-like. The transcript is spliced from 23 exons. The record is from RefSeq and is a predicted model, not a curated record. NCBI's taxonomy places the organism in Eukaryota, Metazoa, Mollusca, Gastropoda, Lepetellida, Haliotidae. Gene Ontology annotation, molecular function: serine-type endopeptidase activity. Gene Ontology annotation, biological process: proteolysis. The coding region runs from base 80 to 2272 and encodes 730 amino acids.
UUCUCCAUUCAAACGGACUGACGGUGUCUAGAGUACAGGGACAGGGACUAUAGAGUACAGGGACAGCACCAGUUCUGAGAUGGUUUUGGGAAAGACAAAGGAUAUUGUGUCGGUAUUCCGAGAGCUGGCGAAACAAGCUCAGCCAACUUCAGCAACAUUUAGCAAUCAAUCUACAGGGGAUACACUCGUUGUGAACACAAAAUGGUCUCAGAGGGACUUACAGAAGGGAGAGAAAACAUCUUUCUCUAAAACAUACAUCAUGUCUCCAGAUGGUCCGUCUGGUCUGCAUGUUGUCAUGGCAACACCCCCACAGGAAUUCUCAAAUGUACUAUGGAACCGUGAGUCUCCGUCUGGUCGACUCAGAGCUGUUGUCUGUAAAGUGAAGAACAAGAAAGGCAAGGAGAAGCAAUACUUUGAGAUAUGGAACUCAAGUCGAAAGGUGAAGACCUUUGAUAUACAGAGUUGUGAAAAACAUGGGAAGGUUUAUGAAGCAGAUGGUCAGUUUGGUUGUCUUGAGUGGUCUCCCUCUGAAAGGUACUUGGUGUAUAUUGCUGAGAAGAAGGUCCCCAAGACUGGCAGCUUUUUCCAGGAAGAUAAGCAGCCUGCUGAUGACGGUGCUAAGAAGGAAGAGAUUAUACAAGGCGAUGAACAUGCAUUCCGAGAAGACUGGGGGGAACAGCUAGUGGACAAGCAUCAUCCUGUGCCGUGUGUAAUUGAUGUGAGGUCGGGUGACGUCACAGUCCUGGACAUCAUUCCGGGGGAUAUAUCUGCUGGACAGGCAAGUUGGGCCAGUGACGACACAGGCGUGGUGUUUGUAGGCUGGAACCAUGAACCAUGGCGGCUUGGACUGAUAUACUGCAUCCAGAGGAGGAGUAGAAUUUACUUUGUUGAUGUAAAGAACACAGAAUGUUUGGCACUGAGUGAGGAGAAUCGGUCAGUGCGGAGUCCACGUUUCAACCAGGAUCGAUCAAGACUGGUGUAUCUGGACAACCCAGCCAGAGGAGGACACAGCCAGUGUUCACGGCUCAUGGUGUAUGAUUGGAACACGAAGAAAACAAGCGUAGUUCAGGACAUAGUAGAGUCUGCUAAAGGGGAUGACUUUCAAGGUAUCUUCACUGGCAAUCUUCCGAGACGAGGGUGGUUACCUGGAGGGAGUCAGAUAGUGCUGACAACAUUCUGGAGGAGUAGACAGGUGCCAGUUGUCAUUGACAUCAACUCAAAAACAUUGAAGAAACUUGAUACAGCGCCACACACAGGUUCCAGUGUUGUGUUGGACGUGUGGAACAACCAUGUGAUACUCCAGUCAUCUGCCCCCGACCAGAUGCCGUACCUUAUGGUGGGUAAACUGGAUUCAACUGAAACAAAAUGGCUGACUAUAGAGGCUGAAGAGACUAAGAUCGAUGGACUUGACUGGAAGAUUAUCCAGCAUCAACCAUCCCAGGAUAGAGUCCAUGUCAAAUACAGUGAGCAGUUACAGACAAACACGUGUCAUUGGGAAACCUCAGUGACCUGGACUACGAGAGUGUGUUGUGCAUGCCGACAUCCAGUUCCCUCCCAGCAGACCACAAGCCCCCCUCUCAUUGUCUUUCCUCAUGGUGGACCCCACACAACGUUUGACUGCCAGUACCAGACAUACACUGCAGGCUUCUGUCUGUGUGGAUAUGCUGUUCUCAUGGUGAACUACCGCGGCUCUGUUGGGUUUGGUCAGAACAGUGUUGACUCUCUCCUUGGAAAUGUUGGGGAUCAAGAUGUGAAAGAUGUCUGGGCUGCAGCCACGUCUGUGAUUGAGAUGGGUGUGGUGGACUCGGAGAGUUUGCUUGUAUUCGGUGGUUCACACGGAGGCUUCCUGACAACACAUCUGAUAGGCCAGUAUCCGACCAAAUUUAAGAGUGCAGCAUGCAGGAAUCCUGUGAUUGAUUUAACCACAAUGUAUGGGGUGACUGAUAUUCCUGACUGGGUGUUUGAAGAGAUUGGCCAGCAGUUUGAGUUCACCUCACUGUCAAGCGCUGAGAUCCUUGGGGAGCUGUGGAAGAGGUCUCCCCUCAGUUAUGUCAGCCAGGUGACAACCCCGAUUCUGCUGAUGAUCGGAAAGGACGAUCUCCGUGUGCCCACCACACAGGCACGACAGUACUACCGCUGUCUUAAAGCCAGGAACAGAACUGUCAGAUUCCUGGCAUACGAAGACAACUCCCAUCCCAUCAUCACCGUCCCAGCCGAGUCUGAUGCCUUCGUGAACAUAAUGUUAUGGUUUGCCGAGCACAUGGAAGUAUGAGGGAACUAGCUGUUGCCUUGGACAUUGUAAUCAGAAUUAUGAUGCAGCCAUCUGUACCUCAGUGUCAUGUAACCAGAAUGCCUCAUUACUCUGUUAUAUGAUGAUAUUUACCAAUGGAUAGGACAUGGAUCAUUGCAUAGGAAUCUUUCUCAUUGAUCUGUUCUGACCAUGUUCUGUUCACAUUUAUGCAGAAAACAACUUAGAAAUGCCAAUUUUAUAGUAUCACUGUAAUAUUCAGGGCCAAUAGUUUUGAAGCUCUCUUAGAGCUAAUAUAGUCGUAAGUUAAUGUUAAUGUAUGGCACUUAUGGCCAUCUUCGCGCUAAGAGAGCGAAUGAAAAUCUAGGUCCAGGUUCACACUGUACUCAUUGUCAAGUUCCAUCUGUGACCUGCCUGUUGAGGAGACAAGGGAUGACAUCAUGAGUCAGGUUGUUGUGGCACUCGUCAGCUCAACUGACCACCUGCUCCAUUUAGUUUCUAAGGACAAACCUAGAUUACAUGGGGUACAUUCUACUCUCAAGCCUGUUUUGCCAUCACCAAUGGGGAGUGGACCUGGGAAUGGUUGAGUUAUAAACUGAUAUUUUAACAACUCCAGACAGAAAUGUAGAGCAAAAGCCGCUUGUCAUAAAUUGAAACUUAAUGUAUUUUUGGUUUGAAACGAAAAGGAGCAUCUUUGACAAGCAGACAGUUUUACGUGAUGAUUUGCGGUUGAUCAAAACAUUACAACUAUUAUGCUAGAACAUGUAGAAGGAAUCAGUUUUAAUUUUAAUUGAGCUGUUGUUUACUCAUUUUACUUUUCCUAUAUAUGACUAAAGUUCCAAUUAUUCCAGUUUGAAAAAUCCAAAUUUCUAAUCUAACCAGAUUCUUUCACAGAUUUUCUCUCCACUUGAGAGAAAUUUCAUCAUGUUCUACAGAUUACAUAUGCACUUGUAUAGUUUUGUGCAAGGGCUGAUUAUAACCAGUGUAUUGCUCCAUGUGAUGUGUUUAUGUGAAUGAUUCUAGCUCUUGAGGUGAACUGAGAAAUGAAAUCCAUGUCCUUGUGUUAUGCCAUUUAUAUGGUGUGUGACAGGUAACAAAUACAUAACAGCAUCAGUUGGUAGAAAUAUGUUGUUACGUAUGGACAGUUACAGAUCUCAGUGCCUGUUACCUCCACAUUGAAAGCAGGUUUAGAUCACAGGACAGUGCCAGCACUACAAUUUUCACAACGUUAUAGGUAUAGGUACGGCCCUUGGACAUUCCCUCGGGAAAACAUCCUUACUUCUUAAUAAUGCCCGCGGGCCAUGUUUUAUCGCUCUUAUAAACCAACUGAAGAUAUACUUUAGAUAUAAUUUUAAUAUUUGGUAUUUACUGUUGAAAUCAACUGGGAUGAGACUGGCAGCCAACACCUUGCCUUGCACGUACAAUGCACUCACU